This is a messenger RNA of Cylicocyclus nassatus, 638 nucleotides long. NCBI's taxonomy places the organism in Eukaryota, Metazoa, Nematoda, Chromadorea, Rhabditida, Strongylidae. The record is from the annotation of a GenBank genome assembly.
UUGAAGUGUAUCGGAUGCAAAUCCUUAUUUAGAUGCGCCUUCGCGCAGAGAUAUUGCUGGCACUAGCUAUGCCAUUGGUAUUGCUAGCUCAGGAUGCUGUGAUUACACCACCUACUGAGACCACACUCCUUGUUACCACUACGUCAGCUUUACCGACAAUCACAUCAACGGCACCUAUUGCUGCUUUAUGUAGUGAGAGCGAUGCUUCUUGGUUGGCCUGGUCAGAAUGGUCAAACUGCUCAGAUGACUGCGGCUCCUGCGGAGUGCAUAUGCGCACUAGAACAUGCCUGACUACCGUCGCAGGAUGUGGGUGCGAAGGACAAUCAACAACUAUCGAAUAUUGCAAUCUGGAAAUAUGCCGUUACCCAAGGUCUACCUGUUGCUACAAUUUGAAGGUCACAUCUUACAAUGGUCGAUUUGCUUGUCUUCAGAACAGCACAUUCAAUCGCGAUUCUAAUUGAGAAGGAGAGCAGAGAAGGAGUGAUACGCCUUGUCACCAGAAAAAGAAGAUCUUGUACGUACUCGUAAUUCCUGCAGCUUUAUCUCUAUUUUGAUCAGUGACUAUUUUCGAGCAGAUUUUCCUUUCUUGAUGCCACUAGUUCUUGUGCAACAUUGAGCCGAAUAAACAGCUACUGCAC